AUGGCGGAGGAGGGAGGGAUUUCUUCGCCCGAUUCGUCUCUCGAUGGUUCUGACGGCAGCUACGAGGCCAAGCGAGGAGCAGGCAGCUUGCUCGACCAGUUGGGCGAUACUCGCCCCGUCGAGGAAUACGUGGGCCAAUACCAAAUAGGGAAAAUAAUAGGCAAGGGCGGGUUUGGUACGGUACACAAGGGGCGCAACCUCAACACCGGCGAGAUCGUGGCGGUGAAGUGCUUCCGAGCGGAAAAGAUCGCCAAAGAGAACAUGUCGGUCGUGAUGGGGGAGGCAGAGCUGCUCAUGCGUCUGCACCAUCCCAACAUCGUCAAGUUCUACGGCUACGUGAAGACCAGACACUUUCUGUAUUUUGUGUUGGAGUACCUUGAAGAGGGAUCGCUUAGCAAAGUGUUGUCGGACUUCGGAAUCAUUCCCGAGAAGCUGGCGGCCUUCUACAUCGACCAGAUAUUGCGAGGGCUCUCCUAUCUGCAUGCUCGGCGGGUGAUCCACAGAGACAUCAAAGGGUCGAACCUUCUGAUCGCGAAGACCGGUGAGGUGAAGUUGGCCGACUUUGGCGUCUCGGCUCAGCUCAACGAAAGCGAAAAGCGCUUCUCCGUAGUCGGCACCCCCUACUGGAUGGCUCCCGAGGUGAUUGAGAUGAGCGGCCACUACACAGAAUCGGACAUAUGGAGCGUGGGCUGCGUGGUGCUGGAGCUGGUGACCGGCCAGCCGCCCUAUUACAAUCAACCGGCCAUGGCCGCCAUGUUUCGCAUCGUCGCCGACAGCCACCCACCACUCCCGCCCAACAUCUCGCCCGAUUUGGCGGACUUCCUGCUGCAGUGCUGGCGCAAGGACCCGCUGGAGCGGCCGACCGCCAAGCAGCUGUUGGAGCACCCAUGGCUCCGCAUCGCCCAUCAGAGCGACGUGCAGGCCGGGGGCACAUCGCUGGAGACGGCCCGAUCGUGGAUUGAAGACUACAACAAGGACAAGGAGGCGGGGUCAGGGCGCGGCAGGCGAAGUGAAUCGGAGGACGGCACGACGGACGACGAGAGUCCGGUGUCGACGAUGUACAUCAAGUCAACGAUAAUCAACAACAACAAAAGCAACAAGGCGAGCGAGAGCGAAGACGACGGCGGAGGCGAGGAGAGCGAAGACGACGGCUCCAAGAACAACUCCGUGCGCAUAACCAAGCUCGUCGAUCCACCACCUUUAACUCCGAGAACGGCCUCAAAGCACGCUAGCGAGAAAGAACGAAAGGAGAGGGAGAAGAGGGAGAAGAAAGAACGAAAGGAAAGAGAAAAGAUGGAGAAGAAGAAGGCAAAGCAGGGCAAGGGCGGCAGCCUGAUCGUGCGCGGCAACGAAGCCCAGCAGGGGGGCCACGACCAGGGUGCCGCCACCGGGCUGGGCAGCAAGAAGUCGCGGUCGCGGAGCCUCGACCCCAUCGCACCACCACUAGCUGCGCUGGACGCCGGUACGUCCGCGGCGUCGCGCAACGGGUCGGCUCUGGCUUCGUCUGAAGCCGCCAAGAAGCUGUGGCUGCGUCUCGAUGAGGAGAUGAAGCGCAGUGUGCAAGUCAAGAAGGAGAUGGAAGCUAUGAAGCUGGAGAUGGAGCAGAUGCGAGCAGACAAGAAUGAUCUGCGGGUCAAGCUGGCCGAGACCCGCACCAAGAACGAAGAGAUCGCCACGCUCGCCAAGGCCACCCUCGAUCCCGACCUCAGCAACGACAAGCGAGAGAAGAUGCGACGGCGCCUGGCCACGCUCCUCAAGGAAAACGAACGAUCAGGUUCGUUGACGUCGGUCGAGGAGGCCGACGCGAUGCUCCUGCGAUCGCCCAAGAGCAGCAAGAAGGCACUUCGAGUGGGCGUCGCUACGCGGCUUAUCGGCGCCGAGCGUAAGAAGCGCGCACCCAAGGGCAGCUGGCUGCGCAUGGGCAACAACGGGGCCGACCCUGCCGGCGGCGGCAGCGGUGGCGACAGCCCGGAACAACCGCCCGCCAGUGGGUCGUUCGACCUCACAACCUCGCCCUCGCGAGCCCCUGACACCGCAGCGCGGGACAGUCUGCGACGAAGCGGCUGA
Acanthamoeba castellanii str. Neff is the source of this 2067-nucleotide messenger RNA. Its product is annotated as MAP kinase kinase. The transcript is spliced from 12 exons. The record is from RefSeq and is a predicted model, not a curated record. Bases 1 to 2067 code for a protein of 688 amino acids. Gene Ontology annotation, cellular component: cytoplasm. Lineage: Eukaryota; Discosea; Longamoebia; Acanthamoebidae. Gene Ontology annotation, molecular function: protein serine/threonine kinase activity; ATP binding. Gene Ontology annotation, biological process: protein phosphorylation.